AUUAAUUAAGAAGAUUAAUAGUUGAUUAAUCAUUAUAAAAAAAAUGUGUUAAAAUUUAAUUCAAAAUAAAAAAUUAAAAUACUUACAUAUUAAUUAUUUUUAAUUUUUCUUAAAUAAUAAAAAAAAAUGUUUAAUAUAGAAUCUUUAUUAUCCAAUAGUAAUACUAAUUUUUCCAAUUUAAAUGAAAACUCCCAAUCUUCGUCGAGAAUUCAAAGACCAAAAAGAAUACACAAAUAUUGGAAUAAAGAAAAAUUAGAUAUAGUUACCAAAAUGUUAUCAAUGCCGGAAAAACAACAAAUGAAAAUAAAAGACAUAGCAAAAUAUGUCGAAAUGUCUACUGCAUCUGUUCACAAAUUUAGACGGGAUACAUUCCCAGAAAUAAAUGGAGAUCCUUUAAAGGAAUAUAAUAUUCAAAAAAGAGGAAGUAAAAAGAAAGAUUCUUCCAUUAUUGAAAGAAGUAUCAUAAGCCUAUUAAUGGAUAAUAACACUUUGACUAUUCAGGAGAUAAUAGAAAAGUUACCUCCUGGUAGUCCAAAAACAAAAACCACAAUUAGUAAAUAUAUUAAAAAUAUUGGUUGGUCUAAAAAAAGGGCUGGCAAGGAGCCUGAUAGAAGAAAUACUCCCGGGGCUAUUAAUAUUCGUCAAAUUUAUUGUGCAAAGAUCUUAAAUAUCCCAAGAGAAAAUUUAUAUUUCUUAGAUGAGACUGGAAUAAACUUGCAUGUUGUACCAAUCUACGCCUGGGCGCCAUACAAUGUCCGUCCAAUAAUAAAAAUCCCAUCCUCUAAGGGCAAAAAUGUAAGUAUCCUUUGUACAAUCGGAAUUGGAGGGGUAAUUCAUUAUAAAAUAAUAGACGGAGCUUAUAAUGGGCUAUUAUUCCGUGAUUCUAUGACGGAGCUUAUUAGUAUCCUACCACCAGAUGCAAUCAUUGUAAUGGAUAAUGCAUCUAUCCAUAGAAGCCAUCUUAUCGAUUCUUAUAAAGGUAGGAUUGAAUACCUACCACCUUAUUCACCUCAGUUAAAUCCCAUUGAAAAUUUUUUUGGAGUUUUGAAAAAUAAAUUUAGAGCAAUCAAUCCCCGCCCUAAUUCAAGAGAUGAAAUUGUUAGGAAUAUUAUUCAACUCUUACACGGAUUUAUUCCUUAUGAUUUCACUAACUUUUACAAUCACAUGCAAAGCUAUUUGGAGUUGGGUUAUCGCGGGCAACUGAUUAAUUAGGUACCAACAUCAAAUUCGUGGAACAAUGGAAUAUUUUGAUAAAUUAUAAUUAUAUUUUUUAUGUAUUAAUUAUUUUAUCGAAAUUAUUAUAAAAGUUUAUAGUGUUAUCAUAUUUUUAUCGAAAUAAAUG
Messenger RNA from Gordionus sp. m RMFG-2023, 1342 nucleotides. RefSeq lists its product as uncharacterized. The record is from RefSeq and is a predicted model, not a curated record. Gene Ontology annotation, molecular function: nucleic acid binding. NCBI's taxonomy places the organism in Eukaryota, Metazoa, Nematomorpha, Gordioida, Chordodea, Parachordodidae. The transcript is spliced from 2 exons. The coding region runs from base 127 to 1212 and encodes 361 amino acids.